Messenger RNA from Sphaeramia orbicularis (orbiculate cardinalfish), 1872 nucleotides. RefSeq names its product WD repeat and SOCS box-containing protein 1-like. NCBI's taxonomy places the organism in Eukaryota, Metazoa, Chordata, Actinopteri, Kurtiformes, Apogonidae. Gene Ontology annotation, molecular function: protein binding. The record is from RefSeq and is a predicted model, not a curated record. Gene Ontology annotation, biological process: protein polyubiquitination.
CCAUUACAAGUCUACGACACAGACGAACUAGUCCCGAGUUGAAACACGCGUCAAACUGCGCUUCUCCGACACUGAGCAUCGUGAUUAGACAUUCUGAGAGUUUAAUACAUUACACUCACAACAAAGACAAGGAAAAGGCUUCAGUUGGACUGUUCUCUUCCAGUGGGUCGUCAGCUUUCGCGGAGGUUUUUGUCGGUACUGCGGCAGACCCUAGCCGUGUCCGUCCGCAGCACGCACUUGUUUAUUUUUUUUCUCCACAUUAAUCUUCGGUUCUCAGUCCGGCUCGGCAUUUUCUCACAGGUCUCUGCCCUUAUUUAGAUGGCAAGCUUCCCAGACUCUGUCAACGAAAAUGAUAUAGGUAAGGCUAAGUUCAUCGGUGAACUGCUGGUGCCUGUUGCUCCCUUUGACCAGAAGUCUGGACGCGAGGCUUGGACGGUAGCCUUUGCACCCAAUGGUUCCUACUUGGCUUGGUCUCAGGGGCAUCGCAUCGUCAGGCUCAUUCCUUGGUCAAAAUGUCUGAAGGACUUUUCCAUGGGCCACGGCGGCGAAGGCACCAACGCCUCCAGCCCCCGGCGGUUGUCGCGUCAGAACAGCGACGGCGGCGCACUCAUCCCGGCGCCCGGCGAGCCCCGUGAACACACCAUCGACUGCGGUGACAUUGUCUGGGGCUUGGCCUUCGGCUCCUCCGUUCCAGAGAAGCAGAGCCGCUGCGUUAACAUCGAAUGGCACCGGUUCAAGUUUGGCCAGGACCAGCUGCUGUUGGCCACGGGGCUCAGCAACGGACGCAUCAAGAUCUGGGACGUUUACACUGGAAAACUGUUGCUGAACCUGAUGGACCACACUGACAUCGUCCGAGACUUGACCUUUGCCCCCGACGGCAGCCUCAUGUUGGUGUCUGCGUCCAGAGAUAAGACGCUGCGUGUGUGGGACCUGAAAGACGAUGGUAACAUGGUCAAAGUAUUGCGUGGUCAUCAGAACUGGGUGUACUGCAGCGCAUUCUCCCCAGACUCCUCCAUUCUGUGCUCAGUGGGCGCAGGUAAAGCGGUGUUCCUAUGGAACAUGGAUAAAUACACGUUGAUCCGGAAGCUGGAGGGCCACCACAAUGAUGUGGUGUCUUGUGAGUUUUCACCAGAUGGGGCGCUGUUGGCCACCGCCUCUUAUGACACCCGUGUCAUCGUCUGGGACCAUCACAAGGCCACCGUCCUUCUGGAACUGGGGCAUCUCUUCCCUCCUCCGUCGCCUAUUUUUGCAGGCGGUGCAAACGACCGCUGGGUUCGCUCCGUGAGCUUCUGCCCCGACGGCCGCCACAUCGCCAGCAUCACCGACGACAAGUUGGUUCGUUUCUGGAGUACAGAGGAGCGUGCUCCUGAGGCCAUCGCUCCGCUGUCCAACGGCCUCUGCUGUGCCUUCAGUCCUGAGGGGAGUGUCCUCGCUGCCGGAACCCGUGACGGCAGCGUCCACUUCUGGGCGUGUCCACGCAGCAUCGCCAGCCUUCAGCACCGCAUGGCGCUGCGCAGGGUGAUGAGCAGCCGACAGGUGGAGGCCCUGGCCAUCCCCACGCCGCUGAGAGACUACCUGACAUACAAGGUCAUCUAACAACCACCGCUGACCACGCCCCCACCGCUGACCACGCCCCCUUUGGCAGUCAGCUGGACCGCCUCUCAAAAACACAAACUAUAUUCAGAGCUUUUUUCUUUUCUUUGGAGAAAAAAAAACCCCAAAGCGUCAGGACCAGAGGAGGAGACCCGAUCCACCCAAGACCCGGAUCCGCCAAAGGGUCAGGAUCCACUGAAGCGCCUGUCAGUCAUUGUCGGUCUGUGAUCCUCAUUUCAGUGUAAACCGCCUUCUGCCGCUUAAACAGACGUUUGGUCC